GUCGCGUGGUUGUUGAGAAUUUUCUACUUUUCCUUUCCUUCAUUUUAUUGUCAUUUGGCCGACACCACGUUCACCUUUCCUUUUUCUAUUCUUCUGCUUCGUUUCUCCAGAAAUCUCCUCCUUGGAGGAACCCAUGUGCCCUCUCAGGUUCAUCUUGGUCUUCUUCUCCGCCGUGCUAGCCGGUUAUUUUGCCUGGAGGACGGUGCGUUCGCCGCCGGACCCUCACAUCGCUUCCGAUGACUCCAGUCUUGAAGACAAAUCUCCCGGGAACAAUGAUUUCAAUUUGAAAGAGACGAUUCAGAACGGAUUCUGGGUAUUCGUCGACAUGGCCAGCGGAAGGUAUCUCUGGAGAAAUCUGAGGGAUUUGAGCAGAGACACGGAACACAUUAAGAGCUCUUAGGGCUUAGUGUCCCCAUUAAUAAUCGUCUUGCCCAAAACAUGUACAAUCUUAUCUUCCUUCUUUUCUUGAAUAUUUUUCGGAGAUAGGUGACUGUAUUUGAUAUAUGGAAAGGGAAGAGGAGGAUCUUUGGUGUGUAAGUGUAUAAUUCAGUUUUCUGAGAUUUGUCAAUGUUAA
This is a messenger RNA of Prosopis cineraria, 574 nucleotides long. RefSeq lists its product as uncharacterized. NCBI's taxonomy places the organism in Eukaryota, Viridiplantae, Streptophyta, Magnoliopsida, Fabales, Fabaceae. The record is from RefSeq and is a predicted model, not a curated record. The transcript is spliced from 2 exons. The coding region runs from base 134 to 400 and encodes 88 amino acids.